Messenger RNA from Myotis myotis, 1916 nucleotides. RefSeq names its product EGF like domain multiple 6 (gene EGFL6). Gene Ontology annotation, molecular function: calcium ion binding. Lineage: Eukaryota; Metazoa; Chordata; Mammalia; Chiroptera; Vespertilionidae. The coding region runs from base 212 to 1321 and encodes 369 amino acids. The transcript has 9 exons. The record is from RefSeq and is a predicted model, not a curated record.
CGGUUGGCCAGGGCGCCCCCACCUCUCCUGAGCCCGCGAGCGCCCCCAACCGCAGGGCCGGCCGUCCUGUCUGCCCCGCAGGACUGCGCGCCGGGAGGAGCGGAGACCCAGAGCCACAGAGGAGAGAGGGGGCUGUGCCGGGUCCGCGCCCUCCCGGGGGGCAGGAGGAGGAGUGGCAGGCGACAGCUGCAGGCCUGGCGCGAAUCCGAAGAUGCCGUCGCCCUGGGCCCUUGGGCUCCCGCUGCUGCUCCCCUGGGUGGCAGGUGGAUUAGAGAACGCGGCCAGUCCAAGGGGUCACGGGUUGUCGGCACUCCAGCCCGGGCUCUGUCGCUAUGGAACCAAACUGGCUUGCUGCUACGGCUGGAGAAGGGGCAGUAAGGGAGUCUGUGAAGCUACAUGCGAACCUGGCUGCAAGUUCGGUGAGUGUGUGGGACCAAACAAAUGUAGAUGCUUCCCAGGAUACACCGGGAAAACCUGCAGUCAAGAUGUGAAUGAGUGUGGAGAGAAACCCCGGCCAUGCCAACACAGAUGUGUGAACACACAUGGAAGCUACAAGUGCUUUUGCCUCAGUGGCCACAUGCUCAUGCCGGAUGCCACAUGUGCCAACUCUAGGACGUGUGCCAUGACAUACUGCCAGUACAGCUGUGAAGACACAGAGGAAGGGCCACGGUGUCUGUGUCCGUCCUCGGGACUCCACCUGGCCCCAAAUGGAAGAGUUUGCAUCGAUAUCGAUGAAUGUGCCUCUGGCGAAGCCGUCUGCCCCUACAAUCGGAGAUGUGUGAACACAUUUGGAAGCUACUACUGCAAAUGUCAUGUUGGUUUCGAACUGAAAUAUGUCAGUGGCCGGUAUGACUGUGUAGAUAUAAAUGAAUGUGCUGUGAAUACCCAUACGUGCAGCCUCUACGCCAAUUGCCUCAAUACCCAAGGAUCCUUCAAGUGCAAGUGCAAGCAGGGAUAUAAAGGCAGUGGACUUCAGUGUUCCGUUAUCCCUGAAAAGUCUGCGAAGGAAGUCCUCAGAGCACCUGGUACCAUCAAAGACAGAAUCAAGAAGUUGCUUGCUCACAAAAACAGCAUGAAAAAGAAGGUGAAAAUAAAAAACACCAUCGUAGAACCUGCUGGGACUCCUGCCCCGAAGGGUAACUUGCGGCCCUUUGACUCUGAAGAGAGUGUUUCCAGAGAUGGGAGCCCAAAUGGAGGGGAAAAGGGGAAUGAGGAGAGAAAGAGAGAGGGGCUGGAGGAAGAGAAAAGAGAUGAGACAGCCCUGAAGAACCACGUGGAGCAGGAACGAAGCCUUCGAGGAGAUGUGUUUUAUCACUUUUGAAGCAGAGCGUGGCAAGGGCAAAAACCGAAGAAAUUGCUGUAGAUGGUGUCAUGCUGGUGUCAGGCUAAUGUCCUGGUGGCCUUUUUAUCAGUGGAUGCUGGAAUGUUACUGUUGUCUUUUAUAUCCUUAUAUUUGACUUUUAAUGUCAGUUCUCUGUUUUUUUAUAUAUAUUAUGUCACAGAUGCCCCUCCAUUUAAAAAAUACGAACUGAAAAAUUGUAAUGUACCAAUAGAAACAUUAUUGUAAGCUGCCUUUCUUGUAUAGAUGCCUCGUUAUUUGCUUUAAAUUCAUUUCUGAAUUGAUAAAAUGUGGAAAUGUCAGUUUAGCUUUUCCCCCCAAUAAAUUUUAUCUGUCUAUAUGAGUUGAUGAACCUCUCUGUACAACACUUCUGGAAUUUUAAAAAAAAAGCACAGAGAAAUGUUUAAUUGUGUGACUUUUUUGGCACUUCUUGGAAACCAUGACAUCACAGAUAGACUUUUACCUAAGUUGCUUAACCUGAUCUUUUAUAGCCGAACUUGUAUGUUUAAAUUCUUUGUACUAAUAUCCAAAUAAUCACCUUGUGUCACGGUUUGUUUUUCUAAGUAAAAAAAUGUGC